AUGGAGGGUAGCAACGGCGCCAGUCGCCCUGCAUGGGCGCCAAAGAAGGGCUGGUCCACCUCUUCGCCCUCCACUGCAUCCUCUUCGCGGGACCCGACUCCCUCGUCGUCUUCAGCAUUCCCGCCGCUCUCGACACCACAGUCACGGCGUAGCUCAGCACGGCCCAGUCCGUCGCCCUCGUUCAGCUCCGACUCGUCACUCAUCUCGAGUUCCACCUUCAACCCCUACCCAACACGCCGGCAGGAACUGGCCCAACGCGCCGCAAGCCACGGCACACGCAAGCGCUCCCACAUCACCCGCAGCGAUCCGGUCACCUCUCGCAUUCACUCCAUUCUCGAUUAUGACCAGGAUGACGAUACCAUCAUGCACGACGCAUACGACGCCGAGGAUGCAGACGAGGGCGAAGUCUCGUCGCGUGGAGCGACCAUGUCCUCGAUCGUAUUUCGCGAUCUGUCCACUUCAGCUUCCACCAGCCGAUCCAGCUCGCCAUGGCAGCAAGGCGGACUCAGCCCAGGACUGGCCAUGUUCGCCACGACUUCGUUCGGUGGAGAGCCACUGAGGGUGCUGGCGAACGUAGACGAGGAGUUGGGUGCGGCGCAUAUGGGCCCGAGAAUCUACAAAAGGCACAAUCAGAAGCAUGUCCGCAACAGGUUCAGGGCAAAGAUGGAGGCGGGAUUCAUCAAUGAGCAAGAAGACGUUUCGAAGGCCUCGACACAGGGACAGAGCGCGGCUGGCCGAACACUGGGGACUGGCACAGAUGAGGAUGCUGCAUUGACAGAAGAAGACAAGGAGAGGUUGCGGCGGGUCGACUUGCAGAAGCUAGUGAACGAGUGCAGACGGUCGCACGCGCUCGUAUCGAUCCGAAGCCGGACUGAUUCGACAGACGAUCUUUCACCGAAGUAUGCCGACCCGCAACCGCUAUUGACGUUGCUCAGCGCGAUCCGGGUGCGAAUCGCAGAGCCUCAAACAUGGAUACACUCUCGACCUCAUCCUGUGCUCUCGGACGAUCUCCUACCAGUCGGGCUUGAACCGGAACGACUCAUCGAUUUCUCGGUCCUGCCACCGCAUCUGCUCGUUCGAGUGCGCCAAUCAGUGCUUCAAGGACUGCACCAAUUGGUCGCGAAAGUUGUGGAUGCUGCACGCCAGGACCUGAUCUCGACGCUCGCCACCCUGCUCUCAUUUCGACCAAUACGUCCAACCAGUACGAGCAAUCCCGACCUCAAGCCCGCCCUUGAGCAGAUCUUUCUCGAUAUCCUCGACGCCUUCACCCGCCUACCCGACCACAUCUCCUCACCCGCCGAGCUGCUCGCCGAGGUCCUCGCUUCGAUCGACAACACGCACGCUGACCCGCUCGUCGACCUCGUAGGCGAGCUCGUCGGUCUAUGUGGCCAGCAGAUGUCAUCAAACCCAACCAUCCUCACCGAAACCCAAGACCGCACCCUUGUCUCCGCCUCCUCCUUCCUCUCGCUCUGCUUCACACUCAACUCCUCCCGUCCGGCAUCCACCCGCUUGCCAACCCACGCGUUCUACUGCACAGUGCUCGACCUCGCCCCCUUUCUCGAGCACUUUGUGCACCAUGCCGCCUCGCUCGUUCGCACCACAUCCGCCUCGGGUCUGGCGCAGUUCAACAUCUGUCGUUCGCCAUUCCUCCUCUCGCUCGGCGCCAAGGUGCGCGCUCUUCAGCUGGAAAACGAGCUGCGGCUCAGUCGGGCGCCGCGACAAUCGCAGGUCCAGCGGUUCGAGGAGGGCGGAACGGAGGCAGAGCUGGUGGUGCUGCCGACAAGUCUCAGUCUCAAAGUCGAGAGGCACGCUGCGUGGGAGCAGAGCAAGGCGCUGUUUCUGCAGUUGCUCGAAUCGGGUGCGACGGUGCGUGGGCUGAGGGUGGUCUUUGCGGGUGAACAGGCUGCGGACGGCGGCGGACCCGCGAGGGAGUGGUUUGCUAGCGUAGCGUCGAGCUGGUCGGGUGUAGACAAAGUCGUUGGACCGCACGGAUGGUUCAUCGCGUCUGCGGUGGAGGACGAAGAUCAGGUUGAGGAGACAGCUGCGUUCCUCGGCAUGCUGCUGGCACUCGCGGCACUGCAUACGACAAAGGUAGCGCUGUCGUUCACGCUGCCAGCUGUAGCAUUCAAGAUCGCGACGGCGCCCAAGCUGGACGAGCUGGUGCUGACACCGGUCGAUUUGGAGUUUGCCGAUGCUGCGCUGGCAAAGUCGCUGCAGUCAGUCUUGGAUUGGAAGCCUUCUUCCUCAGCUAGUGGUGAUGUCGACAGGCUUUUCGAUAGCACCUUCUCACUCACCUGGAGCACGAGCAUUCGAACCGCCGAUGGCGAGAUCAAGACGAUCGACCUGGUGCCCGGUGGCCGACAUCGCAGCGUCAAGGUCGGCGAAAGGCGGCAAUUCGUUUCGAAGCUCGUCUGGCGAGUGCUUGUCGGGUCGGUCAGCAGGCAAGUGACGGCGUUCAGAGACGCUUGGCAGUCGAUCAUGCCUUCCAGCUGGCUUAGUCACAACAACGACCCGAAGAAGCACGGCACAGGCAUCACUGUCGAGUCGGCAACAGACAUUCUCAGCAAAGGCGGUCUAGCAGCCUCCCUCUUCAGCCCUGAGGAACUGGCUCAAGCGCUCCUCUCGCUGCCCACCGCGUCGUCUCUGUCUGCGCUCUCGCAGCCGCUCGACAUAUCAGAUCUGCGAGCCGCGACGGAGGUCAUUGUUCCCUCGUCACUACCACCGACCCAAGUGGUCGACUGGUUCUGGAGCACCUGGUCCGAUCUCAGUCCUCUCCACCAGCGCCGGUUGCUCGCCUUCAUCACGGGUGCGCAGGACCUCCCCGCUUCCGGCGCACGAGGCAUCGGCUUACGCAUCCACCUCGUCGCUACCGACGCAGUGUCAGACUUCCGCUCUUGGCCACUCCCCUGGUCGUCCACGUGCACAUCGACUCUCUUCCUCCCCACCUACCCGACCCAUUCGCUCCUGGCGGACAAAGUACGCAUCGCUAUCGAGCACUACCAAGGUUUCGGUUUGCGCUGA
This is a messenger RNA of Kalmanozyma brasiliensis GHG001, 3021 nucleotides long. RefSeq lists its product as uncharacterized. Gene Ontology annotation, molecular function: ubiquitin-protein transferase activity. The transcript has a single exon. The coding region runs from base 1 to 3021 and encodes 1006 amino acids. The record is from RefSeq and is a predicted model, not a curated record. Lineage: Eukaryota; Fungi; Basidiomycota; Ustilaginomycetes; Ustilaginales.